AUGGAUGAAAUGGUUGGAGGAAAUCCUUUUCACUGCAAAUUUGACUCAGAGCUUAAAGAAAAUGAGCUAAAAAAUUUAAGGAAUGAGGUAAAAAAAUCGUUGGAACCUAUGGAGUGCCGUAGAUCGUCUAAGAACACAGAAUCAUUGAACAAAUGUGAUGUGCGACAAAUGCUGAAAGAUGAAACCGAGGAGAUAGAAAGACUAUCUGAUCGCAUUUCGGUUAGAAUGAAGCAGUUCCUGGCAGCGUUAAUUAACGAAAGUUUAGAUUUACUUGGAACACCACCUUGUGAUCAUGAAGUCAUUGUUCUUGGUUCAUUAGCGAGAAAUGAAAUGACGCCAUACUCCGAUUUCGAAUGGGCUAUUCUCACGAAUUCAGAAGAAGAAGAAUGUAAAGUUUUCUUUCGAAAUUUAAAAAACCUGGUUUAUUUGCAGGUAGGCAAAGUUUUUUACUCGUAUAAUUUUCGGUAGUCUUAUGUUUCUAUCUUAUUAAGCCCCGUUUUCAUUGGCAAGUUUUAUUUGUGUACGAAAAAAAUUGACAAACAAAAGGCAAUCCAGACGAGAGAUAAAUGUUAAAGUGUAGGAGCAACAAAAAAUUUUGUUGCUUCACUGAAAGAGCAUGAAGAAAAUAAGCCGAUUGGCCGUUUAAUGCUCUAUUUUAUCUCAUCUUGUUCUGAAGUUAUACGCAAAAAUGUGCAAAAUAUAAAUUGCUGAUUUAGCACACCGUGUGACGUCAUUAGCUGGGUAAGUAUGUUUAAUGAAUACUAAACUGAAGCAUAAUAGCUCAGUUCUUAUGCGCCCAAAUCAAAUUAAAUUUUGGUUGCUGAUUGUACAUGAGACGCAUUGAAAAACACUUCUAAUUUUUCAUAGCUUUAUCAUGGUAACUAUAAGAAUCAUGGUAACUAUCAGAAGUAUGUGUACCAUACCUAUGCAUGCCAACAGUUUACUUGCAUGAUAAUAAUUCGAAAAUGACAUACACAUAGAUAAAUGCAACUAGUUAUUCAAAAACAGUGUAAGGGGUCUGGAAACGAGUGUGUUGCCUUGACAACAAAAUUAGAAGUAUUUUCUAAUGCGUCUCAUCAUGUACUAUCUGUAUGUAAAAUUUCAUUUGAUUUGACCCAACAAUAACUGAGCUAUGCUUCAGUUUACUAUAAACUUCAAUAAACAUACUUACCCAGCUGACGUCACACGUUGUGCUGAAUCAGCAAUUUAUAUUUUGCAUAUUUUUCGUACAAUUUCAGAACUAGACUAGACAAAACCUAUUGUAUUUUCCGAACAUGAAGUAUCUAAAGUUGUUGUCAUGGUAACACGAUAAUUUUUUAAGAAUUAAGAAUAUUCUUACAAAAGAAAAAUCGCCUAAAUAUAUCACUUUUAAUUACAAAAUUAUCAAUUUCCCAACAUAUAUAUGUUAUUAUACGUAAUAUAAGCUUCAAUUUAAGGUAAAAUUCAACCACAAUUAACGCUUCGCAAAACGUUCGUUUUAAAGUGUUCUUUAUAAAACUAAACCGCCUGCAAUGAAAUGGCUUUAUCGAUGAACGUUGAGUUUGCAAUAAAUGAUUUCAAUUUCUCGCAUGCAAAUAACUUUGCUUUCUUUUUUAUUUAUUUAAAAAAUUCAAUAUAAUAAAAAGGGAAUCAAUAUUAAAGAUACACUGAAAUUUUAUGCUGUCUUGUUUAGUUGUUUCAUAUACGCAAAGGCCGUCGUGUUUUAAAGCAAUUAUAAAAUCAAUAUUUAAAACAAACUUACCUUCGUUAACGUCGGCUCCCUUCUUUUAGCCGAUUCUUUCGCCCUUUCUUUCUUAAAUUUACAAAAUCUUGCAAAAAUGCGAGCAAAAAUGAAAUGUAUUUGCAAGAAAUUUGCCAAUCAUCAAAUCACAAGAAUGAUCAAAUCAAGAAAUGUUUGCUAUUUCGCUGUCGUCAUGCAGUCGUUAGUAAUGCAAACUUUAAAUUGGACCAAUCAGUGUCCGCUAUUCAUGACCGUUCGCCAUAUUUUUGAGAUUAGUGAGGAUGACCACCCACCGAACCACUCACGGUAACCCACGCCCGCGCUCAUUGAUGAACUUUAGACUUGGCUAAUGCUUUCGUUUCCCCGGGUGUAAAUAGCCGGGGGGGAAUUAGUACCCUCGCACGGCGCUUCGCGCCGUCGGCUCGGGGAUGAAAUAGAAUAGAGCAUUAAACGGUUAAUUGGCUUACUUUUUUAUGCUCUUCCAGAUGAAGCAAUAAUUUUUUUUGUUGCUCAUACCCUUUAACAACAUUCUGUGUACACGAACAACAAAACUUGUUGAGCUUCACUCUAAAUCCUAUUUACUCGCUUUCGCCAAACGUACAUUAUUCGAUUUUAUAUUUGCCUCGACGUUCCGUGUCUCGGUAAAUAUCCGUUAUGAAUGAUGCUUAAACAUAUUGGUCUCCGUCCAUGCAUUUACUCUGUUCUCUGAUUGGCUAUCCCCAUUUUAAGACAGCCUGAAAGUAGCGAACUUCGUUUCAAAGUUUUGAAUUAGCUACUUUUGCAAUUUCGCAACACGUAGCAGAAACUUUAUUUGAAAUGAAGUGCAAUAAAGCGUAGGGGGCGAAAAUCGUGGGGGGAGGGAUGGUGAAAAAGUAUAGAAUAAACAAAGCAGGAAAGGAAAACAUUUAGCGAUGAAAAACACGGGUAAAGCGAAGGGUGGCAUGAGUGAAAAACAAAAAUAAAUGGAAAAGAAUCCAGGGUAGGAAGUCUACCAAAGUUGGAAAUAUAUUUGAGCAAUCUUUACCUUACUUUAGAUUAUCAACCUGGGAGAAACCAUUUUACCCAGUAUGAAUUUCAAAGCAAUUAAUGAGGAAUGGUUUUAUGAUGACAUAACAACAAGAGGAGUUUCGUUUGAUGGGUUUCUUCCACAAGCGUGCAAAACGCCUUUAGGAAAUAUGCCAUUAGGAAAGAGGCUAGAAUUUGAGCUGAUAGAAAAUAUGCCGCAAUUUGAAUUGAUAGAAAAUAUGCCGGAAUUUGAACUGAUAGAAAAUAUGCCGGCAUUUGAACUGAUUUAUACACCAGAGAAAAUGGCAAAUUUCCAGAACAACGAUUGGUAUCGCAAGAAUUGGAAAUUAGGAGACACCUUAUUGACCUUUUCCCCUCUGCAACCGGAUAAACACAUAUUAGUUGAUGCUUAUCGGAGAGAGAUGGCUAAAAUCUUGUCCUGUCCUUGUGAUUCAGCAUGUUGUAAACAUGAUACUUCGUGUGGUGCUUGGCCUACCCGGGGAUCUUGCCGAGGGCUGAGAACUCUUUGCGAAGAUGUGUCCCGUUAUGGGGAUGUGGUGAUCGGCAAUAACGUCUUGGACGAUGGGAAAAUUUAUGAUGUCAAAAAGGAAAUUUAUCGUUUAACAGACCGUGUAUUUGCUGCACUGGCCAAAUGUUAUGAAGUUGAUGCAAGCGGAACUUUUGCCAUACUUGACGAACUUUACAGGAGGGAAAUAAUUUUGUCGGAAACAAGAGAUAACUUUGCAAGUGCUUCGGCCAUUGCAAUCAAGCUGAGAAUAAGUACUUAUCUCAAAGCUGGAAAACAAGGGGAACAGCUCAUGGCAAGUUCAAACUACGAAACAGAGACUUCCGCUUACUAUAUGCCAAAUAGUGAAGAACUGUUUCACUUUUUCUUUAUUGCCAUUCCUUUGUAUGAAGAGUUAAAAAAGCUGAAGGCAGCCGGAAACAUACCGCCGUCGCUUAAACAAAGUUCAUUCUUUGACGAUUCUGACGCCACAAUGGGUCAUAUAUAUUGUCGCUUGUUAAACUAUGACGAAGCUUUUAAAUGCUACGACCGUACUCUUCAACAGGAUCCAGAAAACCUGAGUAUUGAAAUCCGUCGAAUAAGCAUUGCACUUUGUAUCACAAAGGGCACAGAAGAGAUGGAUAAAAUUCGAGAAAAUUUGGAUACAUUGUUGUGUAAGAUAGACCAAAGUUGGUCUGAGCCGCAUCAGAAAAUCACACCAUUUGUCAGACGCAUGGACUUCCAGGAAAUUCAGCAAUUGCUAGAAGUAUUGCUUGUGGCUUCCUCAUUUUUUGAUUGUCCCAAAUAUUCUGAAUUGGCAGGAAACAUUCUAUCCCAAAAGAGUACUAUAAGGAAAGACAGUGCACGUGGUGGAACAGAAUGGGUUGAAUUGGUCUUGAUGGAAAUCGCGUUACAGCGAUAUUUACCCGAGAGUUCUGAUCAGCAGCACCUAAUUUACAUCGUCACUUCUAAAAUGUCAUCUUUAAUUGACGAAGAAGGUGUGAGCAUUAAAAGUAUUCGGUGGUUAAAUAGGCUUGGUGAGAUUCUACUUGAAAUGCGUAAUCUUGACAAAGCUUAUCGUUGUUUUCAAAGAGCAUUGAGUAUGGAGCGUCUCCUUUACCAAACCAAACCAAACAUGAAUACGAUGACAUCUUUAUAUUUUCUUGGGACGACGUCAUUCUACUUGUCAAUGUGUAGGGAAAGCAAAUUUUACUUCGAAUCGUUGGUGCAACUGUUUGAAUCAUUUGGUAGACCUAGCGCUAGAUUAAUGGACGUUAAGAAAGCCUUUUUGUACUUGGCGUUGGUGAGCCAGAUAUUGGGAAAUUCUGCGGAGGAAUCUGUGUGUUACUUCGAGAAAGGUAUAAAAGCAACCACAGGAAGCCGAAAUGAUGCAGAAUUAAAAUUAGAUUGUUUGCUCUACUGUUACUUAGCGGAUACAUGGCAUGCUCAACACAACCAAGAGCAAGCUUGGAAGUCUGCUUUGGAAGGAAAAGCCUGCAUAAGAAAAAUUGUUAGAGUUCAAGUCAGAGCACAAACGACUUGUCAUCUUGCUAACACCUUGGCUAAAAUACAGAAAACAAAUGAAGGAAUUGAAAUAUUGAAGGAAGAAGUUCAAGAACUCACUUCCCAGUCUCAGAUGAAAGAAAAAGCCUUGUGUCUGACGAAGCUUGGUAAACUUUGUUUUGAGCAAGGCUUGGCGUCAGAUGCCUAG
This is a messenger RNA of Paramuricea clavata, 4941 nucleotides long. The record is from the annotation of a GenBank genome assembly. Lineage: Eukaryota; Metazoa; Cnidaria; Anthozoa; Malacalcyonacea; Plexauridae.